AUAAUUUUUGUUUUUCCAUCUAUUUUUUUUAUGUUAAUGCAAAUAUGGGCCUUGUUUUGUGAUCAAGUCGGCGCAAAAAUGUUGAUUUGAAUUUAGAUGUGAUUCUCACAUUUUGAUCAAACUUGGAACGUGACUGCCCACGUUGCCGCAACGUUUUCAUUCAUGAAAUGCCAGUCCUUUAAUCCGGGCUGAUGUCUCAUGCAAAUAAUAAAUAGGAUAUUGAUUAUUUUGGGCGGAAAUCUCAGCUCACGGCUUAGCGGACGUCACGAUAUAUUUAGAGCUAAAAUUAAUAAUCUUGAUCGUUAUGGAAAUGUAGGCAGCACCGCCCGCCGCGCCGCCGCGCCGCCACCGCGGUGCUUCUGCUUUAGUCACGGCACCAUCAUCUUCAUCAUCACCAGCACCUCCGUCCAAUUAACAGACUUGCUCAAACAAGUUCUGGCAAGGAGGCAAAGCUCUGCACCUUAUUUUGCAUCUUUAAUUAUCGUCAUUUAGUGGCGUGAUUGUGGGUUUCACGUCGACAAAAAAAAAGAAAAGAAAAGAAAAAUACACGAUUAGUUAUUAAUACACAGUGGAGUAAUAGUUAAGAUAUUUAGCUUCGGAGCACUGCGGGACAACAAGGAUUCACGAUGUGGUGUGUAUGCGCGUGUGUGUGGGUGUGUGUGAGAGAGAAGGAGAGAGAGAGAGAGAGAGAGAGAGACCUGCAUGAUGCCAGUAAACCAUUCACGUGUGUCUCCCAGCAGGUGACCAUGCAGCACUGGAUUCAAGCAACUCCUGCAAAACAUAAAAGUAUGAAAGUUCAUUCAGAUUAAUUUAAAACCCCCAAAAAGAAAGCAAGGCAGACAAGUUCAAAUUGCAACACAUCCUUGAUUUACCAGCAGAUUUGAAUAACAAACCAUAUUUGUGCUCAUAACAGACACUUCAACACUUCCAAGAGACUAGUAUGGUACGAUUUGUGAGUUUUCAUUCAUAGAAACCUUGUUGGACGUUGAGAAGGGACAGACAGGGUUUAACAGGAUAGAAGUAAUGUAUCCCCUGCAUGAUGGUGUGUGUGUGUGUGUGUGUGUGUGUGUUUCUGAGGUGGGGUAUAUCUGAGGCUUAGAAAACUAGUCUGCUGUGGCUGCCUCAUGAUUACAUUAAAGGUUAUUGUCAUCACAGGAGGGAUGACAUUAGCUCCUGACUUCAGCAUCCGUUUAAAGGACCCAGUUGACUGGGUUUGUCAAGCUCCCUCAUAGUCUUCUCCAGCUUUGGCUCUCAACUCGUUUGACGUCACUCGGCCUCUUACAAAAUGUUUCCCUAGUUGACGUGUUUGCUCCUUGAGCAGGAAUGCAAUUCCACUUUGAUCAAAAUACCCUCGUCGCCUCCCUUUAUCCCCAGCGAAAAUGACAUUUCACAAAAUGUCAUUUCGCCUGUGUUACACGGCUCUUUCCCCCGCUCCCCCCUCUUGCACAAGGAGGCAUAAUUCUACUUGUUAAGUGGAGCUUUUGGUGGUGUGGACCUGUCAGCUUCAAGCUGCCAUUGGCAAGAGGAGCCUUGAAAGGUUGUACAGGCGUGUGGCGUUGUCAGUUCUUGUGCAUGGUAUGAAGUCAGAAUCCAGCUCCUAAGACCCGCAAAGACAGAAGACCUCAUUCAAAAAAAAAAAAACGGAGUGCUGAGAGAUUCUGUAUCUCAAGAAGUCCAACAUCUCAUAUCAAGCAGAAGAAUGUAGUUGAUUUCCUUAUUAUAGAUUUCUAUGUGACCGGUGAAAAAGAGGCUCAUUGUUCCUUGUUUUCAUUCAGAAAUCCCAGACUGAACCUUCUCAUGAUGAACCACCUUCAGUAGUGUUGUAGUUGCAAAAAAAGAAAAAAAAAAAACGUAAGAGAGACCAUGUUGUUGUUUUGACUCCUCUAAUGAGAUGCCAAGUGAUUUAUUUAUGAAUUGCUUGUUUGGAACAGCCCCCUUGUGCGGAGUGCAUUUUUCUCUUUUCUGUAAAACCCUCUUUGGAGUCAUGUCGCUCAGUGAUUGCUGAUGCAACUCUUUGUCAUCCAGAGUUUGCCCUCAUCUCCUGUGUGCCUUCGGGGAGGGCUAUAUCUAUCCUGGCAUGUCCCCGGGUGUGUUGGAGGUGGGAGUGACUCAUUAAGCAGGUGUGAGCAUCCACUCCCAUACUGCCGCAUGCCAAACAAGAGCUCCAUGCAGGGAAAAAUCAUGAUGGCAAUACAGCAAAGCGCAUCACAAUUAAUCUUUGCACCAGACUGGGGCCAAGCCAGGGGGAUAACUAGCUAUCCCUCCAGUAUGCUCUCUCUCUCUCUCUCUCUCUUGUGUUCAUCUGAGGUGGAAUUUCCAAGUGUUCAUCACCACCAUUGAACAACCUGGCCUCCACUGACAUCUUCAUUUGGAUCCAGUUGAUGAAGAUGGUGAAUUGUUCCCAGUCUGUUUCAUAUGUGGGCGAAGUAUUAAGGAACCAGAGCUGUUCUAAAGCUUUGUUUAGGUUACAUUUGGUUAGAAUAACCUACUCUGCCUGCUGAAGAGCAUCAGCCAGAGUUUCUUUGAGAUAUUGCUCUCCUAAAGACCAAAAAAUAAAAAAAUAAAAAAAAUAAGACGAAUUUACUGUGUGGUUUUCAUAUUUUAAUGUAGCAGGAUAUGACUAAUGGGAACACUAUUGAGAAUUCUGAGAAACGUUAGUUGGUUAAGGUGGCAUAAAAACGUCCAAAACCAUUAAGAAAUAGUCUAACUCUUCACCCAGCCCUCUCACUGUGUGCAGAUGCCAACAUGAAAAUGCUUAUUUUAACCAUCUGGAUAUCUAAUUUUACUCAAAUAGGGCGUCUUUAAAUGGCACGUAGUGUAUCACGACUUGAGACGCGCUGUUACGCAAAACCCCCACAAAAAUAUUCCUCCUCCAUAGACUGUCUAAAAAAUAAAAAUAAAAAAAAACCGACCAAGAAAAAAUAUAUAUACGGAAGAGGAGAGGCUUCGGUGUUGCUUUGUAAUCUACCCAGACAUUAUGGCGUGGACCCAGGCUGCACGGUUUGAGGACAAACAAAAGCGCGUAAUGCACGCUGGAAGCGCAUUAACAGCUUCGGCUGUGGGCUGUUUAGACAGCAGUUCUGCGGCGACCAGUCAGCCAGCGGCAGGUCACAUGUUGCAGCGUCAUUGUGUAGUAAAGUUACAGUAGUUUCAAAGAGGCUCCUCAUUUCAGCUCCAGAGGUCUCCUCAUCCCCGUUGCUGCUGCAGUUGCUGCCGCUGCCUCUGCUGCGUCUUCGGCAUGCGACAACUUCGCUUUCAGACGAUCUCCGCAAACGAGCCGCGCAGCCAUGGGAGUGCAUUACCUCAGCCGUGCAAUUUCCACCAUCAAUAAUUUAAUCUAUUUGCUCCAAAGCUGAAGAGAUAUCCCGAAGCUUCUUCUUUCUUUUUUUUUUUCUUUUUUUUUCCCCCUGUCGGGAGAGUUGCAGAGAGGAAAACACCUCUGAAGCAAAUUACUGAGGGAGUUGUCCAAAACAUCCCAGAUGACACCACAAUCCUGUUGAAUGGUCUGUUUUACGACUGGGCAGUAAAAGUUCCACCAGGUUAGAAGAGUGAUGACCAUCCUGUUCCUUACUAUGGUUAUUUCAUACUUCAGUUGCAUGAGAGCUGCGCCCCUGAGAGACGCCCCGGGCAUGCGGGGCCAUCGGACGGAAGGCUACCUGGGCGCUGCUGCGACGGCCCCCCGAGGCCAUGGGACUCCACAGAGUGGCGGCGGGCCGGGCCAGCGCGAGGAGCUCCCCUCGCUCACAGACACGUUCGAGCAGGUGAUAGAGGAGCUGCUGGAGGUGGAGGGUGAGGCGGCGCAGCUGGGACAGGGGGCCGACAAGAGCCAGGGAGGUGGGGGCCCGUCGCCCGUGGCCACCGCAGAGGCCAAGGAUGUCGACCUGUACAACUCGCGGGUGAUGAUCAGCAACCAAGUGCCUUUGGAGCCGCCGUUGCUCUUUCUCCUGGAGGAAUACAAAAACUAUCUGGAUGCUGCGAACAUGUCCAUGAGGGUGCGGCGGCACUCCGACCCCUCGCGGCGUGGAGAGCUCAGUGUGUGUGACAGUAUUAGCCAGUGGGUGACAGCUGUGGAUAAAAAGACGGCGAUAGACAUGUCUGGGCAGACAGUAACCGUCAUGGAGAAGGUCCCUGUCCCCAAUGGUCAACUGAAGCAAUACUUUUAUGAGACCAAAUGCAACCCCAUGGGGUACACAAAGGACGGCUGCAGAGGAAUAGACAAGCGGCAUUAUACAUCCCAAUGCAGGACAACCCAGUCCUACGUGCGAGCGCUCACCAUGGAUAGCAAAAAGAAGAUUGGCUGGCGGUUUAUAAGGAUAGACACUUCAUGUGUAUGCACAUUGACCAUUAAAAGAGGGAGAUAGUGUAUAAAAUGUAUAGAUUUUAUUGAAGAGUUUAAAAAAGAGAAUAAAGAGAAAAUAUCUAUUUGUAUAUAUACAUAACAGGGUAAAUUAUUCCGUCAAAUGAAAAUUUUAUGGACUGCAUGUAAAAAAAGAUGAAGUUUAUACAGUAAAGUGAUACUACAGUCUAUUUAUUGAACAUAUUCAUGACCUUGUAAACAAUUAAAAAAAAUCUGAUCAGUCAUUUGCGCCCAGUUUAAAUUACUAUAUCACAUUGAAGGAGACAUUGUGAUCUGUUUACGUUGCCAAGAAUUAGAAAAUGAAGGAAAAAAAAAACACGGGCAAGGAAUGAGAGAGGACAGUUCCAUCUUCAAAAGCUUGCAUGCUGCUUUCAAUUGUGAAUUCAGAAAUUCUCCACUUUCAAAGAAAAAAACC
This is a messenger RNA of Poecilia latipinna (sailfin molly), 4772 nucleotides long. It is a transcript of the gene bdnf, whose product is annotated as brain-derived neurotrophic factor. The transcript has 2 exons. The record is from RefSeq and is a predicted model, not a curated record. Gene Ontology annotation, biological process: negative regulation of neuron apoptotic process; neuron projection morphogenesis; cell surface receptor protein tyrosine kinase signaling pathway. Gene Ontology annotation, molecular function: nerve growth factor receptor binding; growth factor activity. Gene Ontology annotation, cellular component: axon; synaptic vesicle; dendrite. The coding region runs from base 3552 to 4361 and encodes 269 amino acids. NCBI's taxonomy places the organism in Eukaryota, Metazoa, Chordata, Actinopteri, Cyprinodontiformes, Poeciliidae.